Messenger RNA from Pygocentrus nattereri (red-bellied piranha), 7820 nucleotides. RefSeq lists its product as uncharacterized. NCBI's taxonomy places the organism in Eukaryota, Metazoa, Chordata, Actinopteri, Characiformes, Serrasalmidae. The record is from RefSeq and is a predicted model, not a curated record. The coding region runs from base 192 to 6140 and encodes 1982 amino acids. The transcript has 31 exons. Gene Ontology annotation, molecular function: protein binding.
AGAAGGAGACACGCAGGAGGGAUUUGUGCGUUGUUUUAGCACAAGCCGGUCUGUUUCCUGUUGCGGCUGUGUGUCGGAUAACCGCUCAGCAAGACUGAUAAAGAAGAAUCUACUGGACACCUUUGGGUUCCGGACAGUUUCAGUUUUUAAAGGUCGACCAAUAAUCCAACAGGCCAAUUUACAAUUCAACAAUGUGGACAGUUUACAGACACGGAAUUGCACCUAAAAAGAAGAAGAAAAAAAAACAUGAAGCUGUAAGUUUUCCAGCGAUUUCCAGUAGCCCAUUUAAGCCGGUGGCACAGGAUCAUAAAACCAGGCUAUCUACGUCUCAAAGACUUCAAGAGCUUUUCUUCUCCCAGUGUCUAAGUGAUUAUGGCCCUCUCGAUAGAACAAUCAGGAACAAGAAAAUCCCAGGUCGUCAGGUAGUUCCUUAUGCCAAAUUGAGUAUGGAGACAGACUUGGAGAUCACAGCUCACCUCAAGAACCAUCUGCAACAACAUCAUUUUAAGCGCUCCAGCCAUGAUUCAUCUCCUGGAGGGAAAGAAGCUGAAGUAUUGAACUUUUUGAGAAGUAAAACAUUUCAGUUAAAGGACCAGGCUGUGAAGACCAUGUUUAAUGUCAGUGGGCCUGCAGCUCCACUGGAUGAUGCUCCUCAGAUUCUGCAGAGCUUAGCAGUACUGGAAGAUAAUGAAAUGGAAGACAAAGAAGAGGAGGAUGAGAGCAAGCAGGAUAAAGGAGCUCUUCCUGCAUUGUCAUCUUGUACUGAUGAGGCUCCUGACAUAGGCUCUUCUGAAGGAACCUGUGUAGGCUCUGAGGCUGAGAAGAAAGUAACUUUGCUUCCUAAAGACUGUGGUCAAAAAGGUCAGGAUGUUCAGGACUGUAUUAGUGCAAAUAUCCUGCAAGAGGACACGGAUGGAUGUUGUCAUGUCAGACAGAGGAGAUUCAUGAUCUAUUUGUGUGGAGGAUAUAGAGAUACAGUUGCAGAGCGUUCUGCGCUAAUGGAGAGAGUGUAUCCCCAGCUGUACCUGUACUGUAAGCAGAGAGGCUUUGAUUUUAGAAUGGUUGACCUCCGCAGAGGCAUAGCAGACACAGUUUCUGACCAUCAUGAUUCAGCAGAGCUACAUGUUGAGAUGCUUAAGAAGUGCCAAGAGACAGAGGGACCAAACUUUUUUUUGUUCAUGGGUCAGAAGCAUGAGGUCCAGUCAAUACCCACCAUCAUCUCCCACGGAGACUUUGAGGCCAUUUUGAGAAUUGUAGUAAGAGACAGGAAAAAGCUGUCCAAGAGACAGUCAGGGGUGGAUGAAAGGGCUGUUGAAUCGCAGUCCAGCCUUGCUGUUAGUAAUGAUGGAAGUUUUACACUGGACCGUGGACCUGAGGAGGAGAAGCAUUCAGGAAGUUCUGCCUUAAUGAGCGAAAACUCCCUCAGUUCCUUUUCAGAUGGAGAGGAGACACGGUUGGCCAGAUGCUGGGCAGACUUUGAUCGGGAUUUGACCCUCUUACAGACGUGGUACCGGCUAGAUGAAAACAUGGUCCCACCUGUGUACCGCCUGCUGCCUGUAAGUACACACCAUCCUGACUACUUGAGUCGUGACGGGCAGCGCAGGAAAGCGGCAAGGAAAGCAUGGCGCUCUUCGUGUCUGCGUCUGUGGGGGGUGCUACAGCGUAGUGGCCCAGAGGCCAUUGGAGAGGCAGCUACAUCCCACUUACUCAGAACAGUAUUGGACUGGGAGGUGGAGCAAGGACUAGGAGAGAAACUCCCCGCUGAGGAGUACAGUCACUGCUAUAAGCGCAUCAUCACUGAUCUGCUGUUUAACCUGAAAAGUGAAUACGCCCCACAGUUCAUCGACCUGCACAAAGGCAGACCAGAAAUCAAUCAAACUCUGUACCGAGCCCAACAAAGCUUCAUGCGUAAGAUCCACAGCAUGCUGAGACAUACUAAUAUCUAUGAGACGAAUGUUGGCUGGGGAAGGAAAGGCCUCAACCCCAAACACAACAGAUCCCAUCAGUUCUACACAGAGCGCCUCUGCACUCAUUUCCAGCGCACAGUCACCACAGCCCUCAACAGGGUGAUGCAGGUAAAACCUGCCAAAGGAUCCUAUGACAUAAGGAGAAGAAAAGCUUUACAGACUCAAAUUCAUGAGGAAAUUCAGCUUCACCUUAGCCAUGGAAAAUUACUUGCACAGGGAUUUCAGUUUAGGCAAGAAUUCUUGCUGGAGGUGAGAAAUACUGUGGUAAUGUCCCAGAAUGCUGUGCUGCUGCUGGGGGAGCCAGGAUCUGGGAAGAGCACCAUCAUGGCAGAGGUUGCCCAACUCAUAGCCACCUGGAUACCGGGAGAUGUGAAGGUGCUGGUGUGUUUUGCGGGAUUGACAUCGCACAGCAGAAACGUGCGUCUUGUCUUGCAGAUGCUUUGCACACAGAUAUCUGACCUCUACUGCAAAAACACUGAAAUAUCUGAGUCUUUACCCCAGCUAGUCAGAGAGCUGCAUUCUUUGCUGGUGUUGGUGAGUGAGGACAGGCCGCUGGCUCUAGUGCUGGAUGGUUUGGAUGAACUGAGUGAAGAACAUGAAGCUGAUCUGUCCUGUUUCUACAUUCCUCCACCUCCACAUGUUUACACCAUCCUGUCUGCCAGCACACAAUCAUCUUCUGCUCACUUGCUCAAGACCCAUGCUAAGGUCUCAGUCCUCACUCUGCCUCCUCUGAGCAGUGUAGAGGUCACAGCAGGUUUGACCUCCAGGCUUGCGUCUGACUCUCGUCGUCUUCAGGCAGCUCAGUGGAGUCUUCUAUUACAGCGCUGCCUCUCUUGUCCUAACCCUCUCUACCUCAGCACGGCCUACAGCCAGACCAGCGUCUGGCGUUCCUUCACUGACCCUGAGCAGAUCACUCUUCCUGAGCAGCUGCAGCAACUCUUCCUGACCAUAUUCAUCCGUCUGGAGCGUGAACAUGGAGAGCAUCUCGUGCGCCGUGCUGCCUCUCUGAUCUCUCUCUCGCGGGCCGGAGUGACAGAGGAGGAACUUUUGCAGCUUUUAGGGCGAGACCGGCGUGUUGCCCAGGAGCUGGCACAACUACACAAUCAGACUCCACUCAGUUCGGGAUAUCCCACUGUGCCUUUCAUGCUUUGGGUUCGGCUCAGACGGGGCCUUGGCUAUCACCUUACUGAAGUGGAAAGUGAUGGGACGUGGGUCCUGCGCUGGACACACAGUGAAUUUGGCCGCGUUGCUGUACAGCGGUAUUUGAAAACAGAAGAUGCAGCAAGGACUGUCCAUGCAGACCUGGCAGAAUACUACAGUGGCGGUGAUGCCCCCGAUAGUGACAUUUUCCAGCCACUCGCAUGGAUCAGAGAGGAGAAAGGCAGAAGAAGUUAUGUCUUUAACUUGCGCAAGCUUCACGGACUGCCAUACCACCUCAUACAGUCAGGCCAGAUUCUGUCUCUGCUUAACCUCUGUCUCUUCAACUAUGAGUUCCUGCUACAUAAGGUCUGGGGUCUGUCCAUCUGCCAUGUAGAAGAGGACCUGAAAGCUGCUGUCAUCCCAGAUAAAGAGCUGGUGGAUGUAGAGGUGUUGGUCCAGGCUCUCCGUCUCUCACACUCUGUGCUUCUGAAGGACCCCUGCCAGCUCUCUUCUCAACUGCUGGGCCGUUUACUCCACAUCACUACCCAGGACAAGCCUGUUGCUCCAGGUGAUCCUCGGCGCUACUCAUACCUGCAUACCCUGUUAGCCCAGUGUCAGCUCUCAUCUCUUCCGGUCCUAGUGCCCUCUUACAGUUGCCUCCUGCCCCCAGGAGGACUCACAUACUCUUUGCUCGCAGGUCACAUGAGUCCUGUAACAGCAUUAGCCUUUGGCCAGCAUCAUGCAGUGUCUUGCUCUGUGGAGGGAACCCUUAAACUGUGGCGGUUGGAUGAAACUGUGGCAUUGGCCAGAACUUUACCCAGGUCAGAGGGCCUUAACUCAAGCUGGACAGCUGACUCACUCACCUUGUGUCUGGGGGACAGUGUGUUGGCACUGAGGAUGGGUCACCAGCUCCAGGUGCGAGAGGUGGAGUCUGGAAAGGUGCUUUAUACAGAUAGUGAGUCACUGGAUGUUCCUGUGGUUACAUCGACAUGUGAUGGACAACUGCUGGUGGUCUUUCAUGAUGGGAGUCACAGAGUCAAAGUGUUUGACUUGGCAGCAUCCUGCUCACUGCUGCACUGUGUAAAGGUCACUCUGGGCAGCGAGCCCAUCCACAAAGACAACUCCAUUCUACUCUCCCACAAUUCUGUCAAAGACCAUGUCCUCUUUGCAUACAGGAGUGGUGGAGAAGCUGCUGUUUUCAGUGCUAAAUCAGGGUCAGUACUGGUGACUGUAAAAGCACAGCAGCAGGCUGCCUCCAUACAGGCUGUAGAGAUGAGCUCUCAGUAUUUACUGCUCUUCUGCAGGUAUCCCUAUAAGAGACACAGUGAUAUAAUACACAUCGAGCUCUACAGCACUGCUUCUUUCCAGUUUAUGCGCUCCAUUCUGGGCUGUAGUCAGGACUACAUUUCCCAGGUUACCGUCAACAAGGGCGGGACCCACGCUGUGGCCUUUUGCCCCUCCCCUCGCAGUGUUACCACGGAGAUCAUAACCUGGAAUCUAGAGACAGAGGAUCAUAAACACAUGGCACGCUUUCCAGGCCUUCUGACUGCAGGAAUAUGUUCUCACCUGCAGUUCUGCUUGGGUUUCUGUACGGGACAGCGGUGCAUGCAUCUGUGGAACCUGGCCUCUAGAAUCAAUGACCAGACUCUAACAUACAACAUACACAGGGUACAGAAUGAUGGCACUCAGGAGAUCAUGCCUGUGGACAAAUAUCCCAGCUAUGUAGUGUGCCGCGGGAUGCGUCCUGGUACAGUGCGGGUGUGGAACGUAAGCCGAGCAAGUUUCAGGGGGCGGCCAGUUCGAGUGGAGCACGGCUUAUUCUCCAGCGCUGAUGUGGCUUUGGCUCGAGACCUCAGACUGUACAUUCUGACAGACCGUGGAAUGGCCACCUUCACUGAUACACCCACACCAGUGUACCAGACACUGCUGGUAUAUGAUCUCCUAACCAGAAGCUAUGUUAAGAGGCAGUCAGGCCUCUUCAUUGUACCCUGUCCUCAGCAGGACUACCGGCUCCUGAAGGGGGAGCAGCUGCUUGGCCUGUCCGAGAACCGUGACCAUCUGAUAUUGUGGGACCUGGAAUCUGGCUACAUUAAAGGACGCAUUAAAACAUACCAUAGAGAAUCUCUGCUGACCAGCACCCCACUCAAAGACAUACAGUCCCAGACUGUGUCCACUGGAGAGAGGAAAGGUUUGCUGAUGCCUUGGGACUGGCGCACGGAGAGCCACACAGCCAGGAGGAGGAGGCAGGAGUGUGAAGUGCAGAGAGAGAAAGAGGAGCAGCGCUGCUUAGAGAGAGAAAAACACAACUCCAUUGACCAAUACCUCCUCAGUGGAGAUGAAAAAGUGGUAGUGUGCUCCUACUUCGCCCACCAUCUAAAUGUCUUUAGUGUAGUUACCCAGGAGCACCUGCACACUCUUGAAGAUCGUUGGUCCCUUCUGGGCCUUCGUAUUGCAGCACUCACACACUCAGGAGGACACCUGGUCAUCUCUAACUACAGUGAAACCCAGCGAUCUCCUUACCUCACUCUCUGGAACACGCAGCAUGGCAGGAUACAAAAGAGAUUGAAAAAUCAGCCUGGAAUUUGUUGUGUGGCCAUCACCAGUGAUGCCAGCAGAAUUGCCUUUGGCAUUGCAAAAUGUAACAAAUUAAAGGUGUGGGAGCCUUUUAGGAGAAAGCACAAAACCAUCUCUGGAUAUGGAGACCUGAAGCUCGAUGUGUCCAGCCAGCUGUAUCUCACUGACAGAGGAUCCAAAGCCAUUCUGCUAGCAGAUGAGGUGAGCAUGUGGGACCUGGAUGCAGGGACGCUUCUGUCGGUCUUCACGCCGGACUCCAGAAUCCAGUGCGUGUCUGUACUGAGCAAUGAGAAUAGCAGUCUCCUUGUGGGUUUCAGUGACACCCCCACCCUCAUCACCAUGACUCUCAGCAAGCAGGGGCUCACCACAGCAAGCAGAGACAAACACCAGGAUCAAAUGUUUGGGGAGUCGAGCAGCAGUGAGGAAGAGGAAGAACCAGAGUUGAAUAGGGUCAGAUAAGAGGACUGUUUGAAGCAGAUGUAGAGGACAUGUAAAGGACCAUUCCAGUGUUUUUCAACUUAAUCUCUGUCUGCUACAUCUGUACCGUAUUAUCAGUUACAACACACAGUCAUUUGUACCCAUGUCCUUGUACUUAGAAACCCACUGACCAGAAGCUCUCUUAUAAAAAAAGUAACUGUGCAGUUGCUGAAUUCCACAAUGAAACAUUUAAAAGUCUGUCUAUAUACCACAAAUUCAAAACUACAAACAUGAAUAAGAUAUACAGUACUGUGCAAAGGUUAUGAUCACCUGAGAAUAUUCUAUUUAAAAAGACAUUGAAUUGGGCACUAAGUGUUUAUUUGCUUAGGAAACACUAUUAUUAUAAUAAAUACAAAUAAUAAAUAACAAUAAUACAAGAAGUAUAUAUUUUAUGUGUGAUGGAUGGAGGCGACAGGAGGUGCCUGGAAACAAACCUGUGUUCUAUUAACCAGCUCACAAGACAUCAAUUUAAAUAUACAAUAUUUCGAUCUUUUUUUUAUAUUUUUGAGAUACGUUUUUGUUGUUUUAAUAUAUUUGACAGCAACUUAGAUAAUUAGAUACAACUUUUGCACAGUACUGUAUAUGAGAGAACAUCCUAUGAAGUUUUAACAAACUCUCAAACACUGUUGUGCCACAGUAAAAAGUAGUUCCGGUUACUUUUGCUUUCUCUGAGGUUUUCUGGUAUCUAUGCAUCUAUCAUGAGGUAGAACCUGAGAAAAUUCCAUUCACACCACUACACAUAUUACCACAUAUUCUUCCCUCUGCAAAAAAUAGUCCCAUUGCCGAAUAAAUUAGUGCUGAAUAUUUCCAGCUUCAUUUGUGAAUAGCUUUGUCUGAAGAAUUCUUGAAAGCAUUCUAUACACAAAGUAUGUGGUACAUAUAAAUGUUUACUGGCAGAAUUCAGCAGCUACUCACUGGUUUCUAUAACAAAUGUGUUUCAAGUUAACAUGUCUUCUGUUUCUUUUAGGAAUAAGAAGUUAUUAAGUAUAGUGAAACAUAGUUAAAUUAUAGUCUGUAUAAUACAGAUCUGGUAGGUCAGAUAUGUUUUUUAAUGGUAGAUGGAAGAGAUUAGGUAGAAAAAUGCUAGAAUGUAACAUAAAUACAAUAGACUUUAUACAUGAGUCAUAGUUGCUGAAGAAGUUAAUCCACAGAAUGAGGCUGAAACAGUAAAGAUUCUGUGUCAGCAGUGAGAACCUUCAUCUUCUGCUACCCCAGUUUCCUCUAUCGGUCACAAGAUUCUGAGGUUAUGCUGAAACUAGCGACCUCAGCUACCGAAUAAUUUCAGAUGGUGCAGUACAUCAUUAGUUACAUUCCUCUUAUCAUCUGUAACUGAACAACUAGCUUGCUGGUGGAAUUUGACUUUUGGAAAGCUUUUUUUCAGACAAAUGACAAAUUGUGUGUUUCAAAGUGUGUGUGUGUGUGUGUGUGUGUGUGUGUGUGUGUGUGUGUGUGUGUGUGUGUGUGUGUGUGUGUGUAUGUGUGUGCCAGCAAUGCUGGUUUGUAACCAGGUUUUCCUGUUUCUUGUCACAUGAAUGUCUCACAAAAGGAGUCAUCGAACAGCUUCCUGCCAUGUGCUUCAGUACUGCUACAUAUGGUCAGUCAGACCUUUCGUUGAAAAACAAAGAUGUUUGUUGAACAUUAAUAAAAUAUGUUACAUCAACA